Tachysurus fulvidraco (yellow catfish) is the source of this 2996-nucleotide messenger RNA. RefSeq names its product multiple endocrine neoplasia I (gene men1). Gene Ontology annotation, cellular component: chromatin; histone methyltransferase complex; nucleus. The transcript has 10 exons. The coding region runs from base 206 to 2053 and encodes 615 amino acids. Gene Ontology annotation, biological process: negative regulation of cell cycle; regulation of transcription by RNA polymerase II; negative regulation of cell population proliferation. The record is from RefSeq and is a predicted model, not a curated record. NCBI's taxonomy places the organism in Eukaryota, Metazoa, Chordata, Actinopteri, Siluriformes, Bagridae. Gene Ontology annotation, molecular function: transcription cis-regulatory region binding; chromatin binding; Y-form DNA binding.
UCCAACUGAUUUCUCGUAAUACGGAUUGGAAUAACUGUGCUUUAGUGACGAGGGAUAUUGUUUGUCGCUCGAAUGUUUUUCUAGGUUGGAUUCACUGUGCUGCGCGGCAAAAGCGAGGGACAAAACAAAAGCAUGUGAACAUCAUUUUCAGCUCAGGUAGAUCAAGCGCAACAGGUCCCUUCCUGAAAUUCAGCACCCAGCAGCUAUGGGCCUGCGGUCAGCUCAAAAGAAGUUAUUCCCCCUGCGAGGCAUUGAUGGCGUGGUGCAGCUCUUUGAGUAUGAGUUGGGAAACCCCGAGCCUGAUCUGGCCCUGCUGUCUCUGGUGCUGGGCUUCGUUGAGCACUUCCUGGCAGUCAACCGCGUGGUGCCUGUCAACGUCCCUGGAGUGCGUUUUGAACCCCUCAAAGGCGACUGCCUCAACUCCUGCUUUCCUACAGUAGACCUAGGCUUGAUAUCAGCACUGCACGAACGCUUCACGGCUCAGAUCCGCGGUGCAGUGGAUCUGUCACUGUACCGCAGGCCAGCCGCAGGGUCGAGCAGAGAACUAGUGAAGAAGGUCUCGGAUGUGAUCUGGAACAGCUUGAGCCGAUCGUACUUCAAGGAUCGAGCCCACAUUCAGUCUCUCUUUAGUUUAAUAACAGGCACAAAGUUGGACAGCUCUGGCGUGGCAUUUGCAGUGGUGGCUGCAUGUCAAGUUCUUGGGCUGAAGGAUGUUCACUUGGCCCUGUCUGAGGACCACGCCUGGGUGAUCUUUGGCAAAGCCGGUGAGGAAACAGCCGAGGUUACGUGGCAUGGCAAAGGCAAUGAGGACAGGAGAGGCCAGACAGUCAGUACUGGAGUCAGUGAGAGGAGCUGGCUGUAUUUGAAAGGAUCCUACAUGAAGUGCAAUCGCAACAUGGAAGUAGCAUUCAUGGUUUGCGCCAUCAACCCGUCUUUAGAUCUACACACAGACAGCUCUGAGCUCCUACAGCUUCAGCAGAGGCUGCUUUGGUUGCUGUAUGAGCGAGGAGACUUGGACAGAUAUCCAAUGGCAAUGGGCACUCUUGCUGACCUUGAAGAUCAAGAACCUGUCGGCAAAGGAGACCCUCACACAAUUCAUCUCAAGGCUGUGGAUUCCGCCAAGAAGUACUACAACAAUGAGCACAUCUACCCCUUUAUGUACUUGGCUGGAUAUCACUACAGACACAGGAAUGUGCAGGAGGCUCUGAGGGCCUGGGCCGAGGCCGCUACAGUCAUACAAGAUUACAACUACUGCCGUGAGGAUGAGGAGAUCUAUAAGGAGUUCUUUGAUAUAGCAAAUGAUGUCAUCCCCACCCUUCUCAAAGAGACUGCUACUGAGAGUGGAGAGGGCAGUGAGGGAGCAGAUAAGGAACAACCAAGACAGACUGCAGCCCUCUCUGCCUUACAGGACCCAGAAUGCUUUGCGCACUUGUUACGUUUCUAUGAUGGAAUCUGUAAAUGGGAAGAAGGAAGUCCCACACCCGUGCUUCAUGUAGGCUGGGCCACCUUCCUAGUGCAGUCUCUGAGUCGCUUUGAUUCUCAGAUAAGAAAGAAAGUGACAAUCAUCACCAAAGAAUCAGAGCCGCAAGACGAUGAUGACCAAGCCAGUGACGACCCCCGCGAGGGCCGGAGGAGAGGCCCACGACGCGAGUCCAAAGCUGAGGAAUCUGCAGGACCUUCUCCACCAGCUGCUUCUGCGACUCCACCCUCCCAGCCUGGUCAGCCCAAAAAAGUGGGGGGAGAAGGAGGCCGUCGUCGUUCUUCGGCCGGAGGACGAGGGAAAGAAACGGAUGGAAAGAAUGAUGCAUCUUCUCCAAACAGUCCCGUUCCUUCCCCUACCCAAGCAGUCACAGUGUCCGGCGGACCAGUGGUGUCGUUCCACAGUGAGAAGAUGAAGGGCAUGAAGGAGCUGCUCUCAGCAGCCAAGAUCAACUCAAGCGCUAUUAAGCUGCAACUCACUGCCCAGUCACAAGUUCAGAUGAAGAGGCAGAAACCCACUCCCUCUGGUGACUACAGCCUGUCCUUCAUGAAACGCCCUCGCAAAACUCUCUAGAAUGCUCCCUUUAAAAAAAAAUAAAAAAAUUUCUGGCUUCUUGUCACCUUGAGUAACACUUGGGUAUCACUUUGCUGCAAUACUGUAGGAUACAGUAUUCUUCACGUUUCUAUUGAAAACUGUCAGCUCACUGAAUGGUCCUUCAUGCACCAGCACUGACUGUUAAUAUGAUCCAAUAGAAGGAUUCCCCAAUUUCAGCCCUCAAGAGCCAUAGCACUGUAUAAUGUCAUUUUUUUUCCAUGCUCUUACACGGGCAGCAUAAUAUGAACAGACUUUUGCUACACACUGGGAUUGUGAGAUACCUUGCAAAAUAUUUUUUUUAAAAAAGCAGAUGAAACCGUGAUAUGUCACGGUCUGCAUUUAUUUACCCAAAACAAACGGCAAAAGUAACACAAUUGUUUAAAACAGCCAAACUUCUUUAGAACAAUUGUAAUUAAUCAAAAUUCUUCCAAAACAUAAUAUAAAACGGUGAUUUGCUUAGAGCCAUUACAUUUUCAGAACUAUGUAUUGUAGAAACUACUACACAGCCUUAGUUAAAAUCUGCCGUGUUCUGCGGAUUAUAACGGCAGGCACACUGAACUGUCUUAGAACUGCAUACUAAGACUUAAUUAAAUACUUCUGUAUUUUUUUUCAUAAUAAUUGCAUAAUAGGAAUUUAAAUAGCAUUGUACCAAAGUUAUUAGUGUUUAAAAGUUAUAUACCCCCACCCCACCCCCCAAAUUGUAAUGUUUUUGUAAGGUUUCUCAGAAAUUAUGUCCUUCAUAGUCACACUUGGGCUACAAGUUAAGCAUGCGGGUGUUUAGCGUUGCCUUGUCAUAUUAGUUCUACAUAAAAUGUUCAAUUUCACACGUGUUCUUUACAUAUAAUGUCAAGGUAAAUGCUUUUUAAAAAACUGCUGCUCUGUUAUGAAACUAUUUUUAUAAUAAAGAGUUCUCAAGAAAAUU